Messenger RNA from Electrophorus electricus (electric eel), 3188 nucleotides. It is a transcript of the gene dtd1, whose product is annotated as D-aminoacyl-tRNA deacylase 1. Gene Ontology annotation, biological process: tRNA metabolic process. Gene Ontology annotation, molecular function: D-tyrosyl-tRNA(Tyr) deacylase activity. Gene Ontology annotation, cellular component: cytoplasm. The record is from RefSeq and is a predicted model, not a curated record. Lineage: Eukaryota; Metazoa; Chordata; Actinopteri; Gymnotiformes; Gymnotidae.
UCGUUAGUUUCUGUAUGUUUAAGUGAUGCAGAUACGCAUUGCUGGAAAACAGGACAUUUAACUUCUUCGGGGCUAGACUUCAGCCAAAACAAUGAAAGCAGUCAUUCAGAGAGUGACUAAAGCGAGUGUUACGGUUGGAGGGGAACAGAUCAGUUCUAUCGGAAGAGGCCUUUGCGUCUUGCUUGGUAUCUCCGCUGAGGAUACACAGAAAGAUAUAGAUUAUAUGGUACGUAAGAUUCUAAACCUGCGUCUGUUUGAGGAUGAGAAUGGCCGCUCAUGGAGUCGCAGUGUAAUGGACACAGAACUGGAGGUCUUGUGUGUGAGUCAGUUCACAUUGCAACAUAUACUGAAAGGAAACAAGCCUGACUUUCAUUCAGCCAUGCCUGCUGAACUGUCUCAAACCUUCUACAAUAACAUUGUGGAGCAGAUGAGGACUGCAUACAAUCCAGAGCUCAUUAAAGAUGGCAAGUUUGGUGCAUACAUGCAAGUGCAUAUCCAAAAUGAUGGACCUGUCACCAUUCAUUUAGAGUCUCCAUCUGGACCCACAGAUGCUAAACAGUUGUCCAAACUAGAGAAGCAGCAGCAGCGUAAGGAGAAAACACGAUCCAAAGGCAGCUCUGAGUCAGGCCGGGAAAAGGUUGCAUUGCGCUGUAAAGCAGAUCCAAAUGCCAGCAGUGGAGCAGAGGGGGACGUGUCUUCAGAAAGAGAACCAUAGCAGAGAGGAGGUUGUUUGGGACUGAUCUGUCCAGCCUCCAAAGAGAGGCUGCCAUCUUCAGGGAUUUCGACGUGUGUAGUGCAACUUAACCUGACUCCUCUAAUGACGUGAUCAUAAUUUUCCUGUCUCUGAUCACCCAUGCAAUCAACUGUGCAGUCUUAUUUUCUUCUCAAACUUUGAAUUUAUCUGAAUAACAGGACCUCUGACAGGAGUGUGAAAUUGGCCAAGAUGCAUUUUACAAAGCAUAUUUGCGCCAUUUUGGACAGAAUGUCCGAUUAUUUAUUGUAGUUAUGUGGAUGAUGAUGAGAAUUGUCUUAAAUGUAUAUGUACAUGUGAUUUUAAUGAAAAUAUUAAAGGUGCAUUGUCUUUUUUGAGCCUUUUGAGACCAGUAGAUUGGAGUCUACAAAGAAAUCCAAGAAAUUAAAACUUAUGAAAAUGUAAAAAAAAAAAAAAAAUGGAUAUGGGAGGUUUUUUUUGUUUUUUUUUUAAUUGAAUCUAGGGGAGGGUGUAUAUGCAAGAGGCCUUUCAGAACAGUUUGUAAAGAACAGUGAGCUGCUUGUAAUGUAGCCUACUUUUUCACUUUUCUUUAAAACCACAAAUAGAGAAGAGGAUUAGCCUAAAUGCAUGCAUGCAUGCAUGCAUACAUACAUACAUACAAUUGAAUUGGAAAACAGAAGCUCCUUCACUGCAAACAUGUAUUCAUUGGUUACUGUGAAAGGGAGUAAAUAAAUUAUAUUUAUUCGUAGUGUUUGUAGUAGCCUAAAGAUCUGCAUUUCAUUGCUUGUUAUUGCCAAACUUGAGAAAUGCCUAUGGAAGACACAGCCUAAAAAGCCAAUCUUGUCUAACCAUAAUUGACAUCAAGUUCCAUUUGAAAAGGUGAUUUGUUGUAAAACAUUAAACUGAACAUUGUAUCCAUAGUUAUAGUGAAUAUCAGAAGAUGUUAAAGUAAUACAGCCAUGACAUGGCUGGACUCCUUUGUCACUUUGCCUUUCACCUGAAGAGGAGCACCAUAUGUUUAGUCACUACAUUAUGGUUCUUUAUUAUUUAAUGCCUGUAGUUCAACAUGUUCUAUGAUUUUUUAAUGUGUAAAUAUGUAAUUUUAGUCCCCAUGUGAAACUUUAUUAACAGUGAACAUUUUUUUAUAUCCAAAUUUGGUAACUUUCUAUUUUAGGUUUGAGAUACUAAGAGAGUAUUGGUAUUUCUUCUCUAGUAUGUGUUGUUAAUGCAACCUAUCAUUACACUUGUCCACCAAACUAUUUUAUGUGGUUGCUAAUUAAUUCUACUGGAAAACUACUGUUUUCUUAAUCACUGACUGUCACAGUACUCACUGAAAUAGAAUAUUUAUAAUCAAGGAUAUUAUUUUGAAUAUUCUUAACUGCUGGAAUGUCUGAUCUUCUAUAGCUGAUUGCAGAUGUACAUUGUACAGCAAUUGUAGAACAUUAUAUCAGAUAGAUCAUUGUGAUACUGCUGUGUAUUCCACAGAGGGCUGUAGCACACAGCUUGUAUAUAUGAUGCUCUUCUAUGAGAAAUACGUGAAAACAUGGACAGCCAUUCUGCACUGUUAGCAUUGUGACAGGAUUAUGGGUGAUACAGUUCUCAUUACUUUCCUUGGUUACUUUUUUGUUACAAUGUAUCAUAUGUUGUUCUCUUGCUGUUUGUGAGAUCAUACUUUAUAUUCAGUGAUUGUCACCAAAUUAAAUAUUGAAGUUUCUUUGGUGUUGGUACUAAAAGGACAUCAGAGAUUGUGUUUUUGUCAUUCACUUGUAUCAUGGCAGAAUUCUAGUCUGUAUUUGAAGAAAGGGACCUCAAAGGCAUCUGGAGCAGGGAUAGCUCAGCAGUUAACCUAUUAGACUAGUAAUCACAAGAUUGGUGGUUCAAACCCUACCGCUGUUGGGCCUUAACACAAUUGCUCAAAUUGUACUCAGUAACAAAUGUAUAUUGCUUUGGAUGAAAGUGUCUGCUAAAUGUAACAGGUACCUUGGGCAAUUUCAGGCUGUGUGGUUUCUGUGUUAUGAUUCUUUUAGAAUCAAGACUGCACUAUGAAAUGUCAUGGAUCUUUAUCUUAAUAAUUACAACAGCAAUUCUGUUAGAUAAAUACAGUGUGCUAUGUAUUCUGCCAAUGUAGAAUGUGUUAUGGAUAUUUCAUGAUAUGACCAGAUGAAUUUGUAGUUUAUAUUUAGGCCUAUUUUGUUUAGUUUUUUUUUAUGUCAGUUAUAUCACUAUUAGACCCAGACUGGUCACAAAGUCGUGUGUGUACAUAUGUACGUGCGUGCGUGCGUGUGUGCGUGCGUGUGUGCGUGCUUGUAUGCCCAUCUACACCCCAUUGUCAUUUCAGAGAGACUGGACUAUUGCCUGGCUGGGGACCUCUUCACCAACAGAACCACCAAUAUAAUAAUACAAUGAAUAGACAAGUGUUUGUGAAAGAAAGACUGAGUACAUUUACCUUUAUAAAAACAUUCUCAGUGUCUCCUUA